Sorghum bicolor (sorghum) is the source of this 1060-nucleotide messenger RNA. Its product is annotated as NAD(P)H-quinone oxidoreductase subunit N, chloroplastic. NCBI's taxonomy places the organism in Eukaryota, Viridiplantae, Streptophyta, Magnoliopsida, Poales, Poaceae. The record is from RefSeq and is a predicted model, not a curated record. Gene Ontology annotation, cellular component: membrane. Gene Ontology annotation, molecular function: oxidoreductase activity, acting on NAD(P)H, quinone or similar compound as acceptor.
AUGACGUGUAAAAGGCGUGGUGGUGUAUACUCGUGGUGCGCAUCUUGGUCGAUUCGGCUGACAGACCAACGGACAGCCUCGAUUGCAGACUUAUCCGCGACCUCACCCCACUUCCACUUCACCGCAAGCCAUCUUCCCGCCACAUGCUCAAAAGCAAGCGACUUCCCACUCCCAUCCACCCACACGCGCACGGCCGCAGGCAGUAGAAGCAGCAGGAUGUGGUCGGCAGCAGCGGCGGCGGCGCGCGCGGUGUCCGUGCCCGUGUCUCCGGUCCCGGCGCCCUCGCUCCUCAGCGGCCGGCGCGGCGGGCCGCGGGGCGGCCGUGGCGCGGUGUCCGUGCGCAGCUCGUUGCUGGACUUCGUGGGCGGGGACCUGGUGCGGCCGGACCUGGGCAAGUGGCUGGACGACGUGGAGAAGCACAAGGCGCUGGCCAUCUACCCGCCGCACGAGGGCGGCUACGAGGGCCGCUACCUCAACCGCCUCCGCUACCAGGGCUACUACUUCCUCGACCUCUCCGCGCGGGGCCUCGGCGAUCCGGAGACCACGCUCACCAAGAUCCACCCCGUCUGCCCGCCUAGCCUCGGCAGGCAGCCGGUGGCGCGGUGGUACUUCCCGCCGGAGGUGGACUACAGGCUCAGCCUGCUGCACCCAGACGCCAAAGGCCUCGUCGUCUGGAUCCACGAAGCCAAGGUUCUGUCCAAGGCUGAGCUGCAGUUCCUGGCCAUGCUCCCAGACAUCCGUCCCAAAGUCAGGGUGCUCGCAGAAGUCGGCAACUGGAGAAGUUUUGUUUGGAAGCCACUGAAGCAAAUUGCAGGCCUUGAGCAGAACCCGGACGCGGAAGAAUGAUCAAGCGACAUGUCUGGGGCAACUACAGCUACACUCAAAUUGCUUCUGGGAUCGACAUCUCUCCCUGCCAUUCUUGCAGCUUUGCACUGAAUGAGAGAGGCAAUUAAUAAAGAUGUGCAUACAUUUUGGCACAAAUUUCAGAAAGAGAACCAUUGCAAACCAUGUAAAAAAUUUCCACAUAUGUGAAUUCAUUCAAGUACAGAUCACGGUCGCA